CUAGAAUGAGAAACGAGAAGGAUAGCGCUAGUUAGGGCAAAACAUUGGCAAAACAUCGUGGUCCAUUGUGGUAUUUCCAUGAUCUAAGGAUUUUAGGUAAAUGUUUGUUUUUAGUAACGUUAAAGAUUAAUAGUGAUAGUUUGCGACAGUUACUAUAAACAUUUUUAUGCCGGACAGCCUUCAAGAGCUGUUGAUUUAUGUGAUAUUUGUUUAAAAAUGGUUGAAUCUUGCAGUGCGGUGAAUUGUUGCAAUAGACGCAGAAAAGAUGUGAAAAUGAAGCUUCAGAGGAUACCUAGAGAUCCUAACAUGAGGAAGUUGUGGUUACAUGCUAUAAGAAGAGAAAACUUUACUCCCAGUACAACAACGCCUAUCUCAAGAAAGAACCUAGCUAUCGAAGGGUUUUGAAAAGAAAACAUGAAGAAUCCAACUCAAAAGCAACAGAACAAACUUUGGCUAUUGGUGAAGUAGUAGAAGAACCUGAAAAUGGGAUCAUGCUGAUGAUGGAAAUAUAUUGGCAGCUGGUCCGUCAAACAUAACACAAAAACUAGGAUUUUUAGAAUCAAGUGAACCUUCAAACAUAUGCAAUUUUAGGUAAUUGUCAUUGAACUUUGUGUUUCUCAUGAAACUGUUCAUAAGUACAAACAAAUUAACAAGUACAAUCAGUGUAAAAUUCGUAGACAAAGAAAUAAAAUAAAAAGUAUGAAUAGUCUGGUAGAUGCACUACUUAAUGAGAAGAGAAUAUCUGCAGCUCAGUCAAUAGUAUUACCUGAAUUUAUAAUUACUUAUGUUAAAUACUAAUUAUUAUAUCUUCAAAUGUGUAAAGGAGAAUUUAUUGUCAAGUUUCAUACAUAUGUAUAUAUAAAUAAAUAAA
Messenger RNA from Acanthoscelides obtectus, 871 nucleotides. The record is from the annotation of a GenBank genome assembly. Lineage: Eukaryota; Metazoa; Arthropoda; Insecta; Coleoptera; Chrysomelidae.